UUUAAAAGCGCGUCACUCGUCCAUUUCCGGGUUCGACCUCCACGCUGCCUGCGGGGUCUUCCCAUACAUUUUUACUGCUCCUGCUGCUGUAGGACCUCUGGAAACUUGCGUCAGCCGCCACAGCUUUGCAGAACAAUGGGGAUACAACUUGCAUGGAAGUAAAGUGUUGGGGGAUAUAUUCCGUGAAGGACGUCAUCCGGGUGCAUGUUUACGACAGAGAGCCGGGUUGACAUUAACGUCCAGUGUGUUGCUGCCGUCAAGUUGUCCGUGCGAAUGUUCACGCUGAGCAAAGUGCAAGGUCCUCUCCGAGUUGAGAUAUGAACCGUGACUCUCUCUAAACUGUUGAACUUUUUUUUAGCUAGCGUUCACUUUUGACUCAUUAGUUUCAUUCUACUUGUUUUUUUGGCACUGAGAAUGGCUUGUCUUAUCCUGGGAGCUAUACGAAGAAGAGGGGCCGUCGGGGUUCGGUCCCUGUCUUCCAUCCCCUCAUUGCCCCCUGCCGUGGCAGAAUUUGUCAAGGGUGCGGCGGACGAGUGCAAGCCCAGCGGUAUCCACGUGGUGACGGGGACGCCAGAGGAGACGGCCAACAUCUUGGCAGGGCUGGAGAAGGAAGGGAUGGUCAAGAGACUUCCUAAAUAUGACAAUUGUUGGUUGGCGCGCACGGACCCGAAGGACGUGGCCCGAGUGGAGAGCAAGACCGUGAUCGUGACCAAGAACCAGAGGGACACCAUCCCGAUUCCUGCCGGAGGGGUGAAGAGCCAAUUGGGCAGCUGGAUGAGCGAGUCGGACUGGCAGAGGGCGAGAGAAGAGCGCUUCCCAGGAUGCAUGGCGGGUCGCACCAUGUAUGUCAUUCCUUUCAGUAUGGGUCCAGUGGGUUCCACUCUUGCCAAGUAUGGUGUCCAGGUGACGGACUCGCCGUAUGUCGUGGCCAGUAUGGGCAUCAUGACCCGUAUGGGCACACCUGUUCUCAAUAAGCUGGCGGAGGGAGAGGAGUUUGUCCGUUGUCAGCACUCUUUGGGACGACCGCUUCCCCUGAAAGCCCCUCUAGUCAACGCAUGGCCCUGCAAUCCGGAUAAAGUUCUGAUCUCCCACCUGCCCGACACCCGGCAGAUCCUGUCAUUCGGCAGCGGCUACGGUGGAAACUCCUUGCUGGGGAAGAAGUGCUUUGCCCUGCGCAUCGCCUCCCGCAUUGCCAAAGAUGAAGGUUGGCUGGCGGAGCACAUGCUGAUCCUGGGCAUCACCAACCCUCAGGGAGUGAAGCGUUACGUAGCGGCUGCGUUCCCUAGCGCCUGCGGGAAAACCAACCUGGCCAUGAUGAAGCCAGCUCUGCCGGGCUGGAAGGUGGAGUGCGUGGGCGACGACAUCGCUUGGAUGAAAUUCGACAAUCAAGGGAAGCUUAGAGCCAUCAAUCCCGAGAACGGUUUCUUUGGCGUGGCUCCGGGAACCUCAGACAAGACCAACCCAUACGCCAUGAGCACCAUCGCCAAAAACACAGUGUUUACUAAUGUUGGCGAGACCAGUGAUGGAGGCGUGUGGUGGGAGGGUUUGGACCCCCCUGCUGCUGGCGUCACUUUGACGGACUGGCAUGGAAAAGCCUGGAACAAAGGAAACGGCACUCCUUGCGCCCAUCCCAACUCACGCUUCUGUGCUCCGGCCGAUCAGUGCCCCAUCAUCGACCCACUAUGGGAGAGCGAACAGGGCGUUCCCAUCGACGCCAUCAUCUUUGGCGGUCGCAGGCCGCAAGGAGUUCCUUUGGUGUACGAGUCGUUCAGCUGGCAGCACGGCGUGUUUGUUGGCGCUGCAAUGAGGUCAGAGGCCACAGCAGCUGCUGAGCAUCAAGGCAAGGUGAUCAUGCACGACCCCUUCGCCAUGCGUCCAUUCUUCGGCUACAACUUUGGCGACUACCUCUCUCACUGGCUGAGCAUGGAAAGCCGAAAGGCAACCACUCACCUGCCCAGGAUCUUCCACGUCAACUGGUUCCGGAAGGACCCCGCCAGCGGCGCCUUCCUCUGGCCGGGCUUCGGCGAGAACGCCCGCGUGCUGGAAUGGAUCUUCAAGCGCUGCGGGCGCGCGCGGGACGAUGAGGCCGCCAAGAAGAGCGCGAUCGGCUGGCUGCCGGUGGACGGCGCCAUCGACACCGAGGGCCUGGGCGGCGGCGUGGACAUGGGCGCCCUGUUCGACGUGCCCAAGCAUUUCUGGCAGAACGAGACCAAGGAGCUGAGGGCGUACUUCAGACAGCAGGUGGGGGCGGACCUUCCAGACAAGGUGGAGGCGGAGCUUAAGGCUUUGGAGGAGAGAGUGCACAACUAAUAGCAUGACAUGACAUUCACUUGGUGCGAUCACAGCCACUGGGGGAACUCACGCACACACACUCACACACACAAUAUAUAUUAAUAUUAAUACAUACUCUAAGAAUAUGUGUUAAUAUUAAUAGUUAUGUAAUAAUUAAUAGUUGUCGGGGACAAUGCGCGUUAUCGUUUUAAUAUUUCAGUGUUUUCAUAUUACACCUUUUUUUCGUUUUCGGAUUACAGCAUUGUAACUAGAUUUUUACUAUAUUGAGCGGGCCAAUAAGAAAUGGCCAUCAU
Nerophis ophidion (straightnose pipefish) is the source of this 2585-nucleotide messenger RNA. RefSeq names its product phosphoenolpyruvate carboxykinase 2 (mitochondrial) (gene pck2). Bases 415 to 2310 code for a protein of 631 amino acids. The record is from RefSeq and is a predicted model, not a curated record. Gene Ontology annotation, biological process: response to starvation; propionate catabolic process; hepatocyte differentiation. Lineage: Eukaryota; Metazoa; Chordata; Actinopteri; Syngnathiformes; Syngnathidae. The transcript has 12 exons. Gene Ontology annotation, molecular function: GTP binding; manganese ion binding; phosphoenolpyruvate carboxykinase (GTP) activity. Gene Ontology annotation, cellular component: cytosol; mitochondrion.